AUGUUCUCUUUACCUUUCUUCCAGCUCCUUCCGUUGUUUCCUGCGAUACCCAAUGCAGUCUUUGCUCAAAUGGAAGGUUGGUUUUUCUUCGCUUUAUUGACAGUGGAGUUAAAUUUCAAGGAAAUAACCUUUUUUACUUCGUAUGAAUUAGUGGGAAAUCUAUGAAGAGGCCAGUUCAGGGAAGAUGGAGGCAAACAUGUUUUCCUCAUCAUAACGAUAUGCAUGUUAAACAAUGCCCGCGGAUAGCAUUUUGUCACUAAGUAACAUGGCUCUUUUCGGUUUCGCUUGGUUAAUUACUUUAAAAAUCGCUGAAAAUUGUGGCCGGCAUGUUAGAGAAAUGUAUGACAGCUCCUAAAGUUGUGUUGGGGAGAGAGUUUAAACAACUAGGACAAAAACGAAUACUAGUUUUGCGCUCUUUUAAACUCUAUCGCGUUUAUAAAGUAAAGUUUUUAUCACGAUACUUUAUUUAGUUUCGGUCAACUUGUUAAACUCUGAUGUACCCUGUAAAUUUUCCUGGAUUUGAAUUCUUAGGGACCAAGAGCCAUAAUUGUCCCAGUUUUGGCAUGACAUUAAAAGUCAUAAUUAAACACCUGUAGUGAAUUGUCAGAAAAAUCUCCAAUUUCACGAAGAUGAUAAUUCCCCGUUUUUCUUCUCCUGACCUCUAGGCUUUACUUUCAGCUAAGUUGUUGCAAUUCCAGUUCACUUAACGCGUUCAAUUUUAAAAGCCAUUCAUAAAGUCAGGAACUCCCUAAAUGAAGAGAUAUCUCAUACGCAAGACCCUGCAUGCAUUCUAAAAGGGUAAAUUUCAAAACCAUUCUUUCUUUGAUCAAUGAUUCUUCAGAAUUCACCACCAUGUAUCAUCACAGCCUUCGUCAAGAUGUUUUUAUAAAGGAAGAGUACCAUUAUUUAAACGUUCCUAAAGUUGGAACAUUCACAGUGUAUGACAGCCUUGACUGCACCUUUGAAUGCCUCGGCAAUCCUUCCUGUUUGUCCUUCAACCUGGCAGCUUACAAAGGAGCAGAUGGAAAGUUGUGGUGUGAGUUGUUAUCCUCAGAAAAGUACAGCAAUCCUGAGGAGUAUAAAAGGAACGAGAGUUUUCAUCACUUUUCCAUCAAGGUGGGGUAAAUUCUUUGCAUAGAGUUUAUUAAAGUAAGAUACUUUUUAUAUCCCAGUCUAUGCGAUUUUAAUUUUUAAUAACCUGUGGCGAACACGAGUCGGCGUAAAAGUGACUACUGAACGAUAACACGUCAGGGUUAUUCAGUCGAAUGUCACUUUCUCCUUUUUUCUUACUUCCGCAAUCAACACUUUUACGCAAAACAAAAUUACCUUUAUGUGGCAUUUGACAUCUACCCUUUUUUUAAUUAUUUCAGACUCCAUGUAUGUCAUCGCCAUGUCAGGACGGAGGCACCUGCGUAGCGAACUACAAGUAUCACUCGUUUGAGUGCCGUUGCAAAGAAGGUUUUUAUGGUGAAUUUUGCGAAAAAGGUAAUUGAUAUUCAGACAGGGGCCCCCGUUCAAGUUAGGACCACUAAACUUAGCGGCUUUACCUAAAGAUUAUCUGGGAACGUGUGCGUCAACAUUGAUGUCACCAUGGCAACCGAGUUUAGACAGGCAUGUUUUCCAAAAUUUGUAUUUUCUCUAAUAAAAUAGGUUUUAUUUCUUUUUUUUUUAUUGAUUAAAUUAUUACGUUAUCUACUUCUUUUUUUUCAGUUGCCAAGUCAUGCCAAGACGUUUAUAAUCGGCUCACAGAAAAGUGAGUAAACCUAUGCAUAGUAAUUUAAUUAAGGAGGAUAGAUCAGUUAAAGUCUAGGGGAUCAUUCGGGGUACGUCAGUACUGUGUUUAUGAGCCACAAAAAAAGCCAAAAAAAUCAGUCGUCAAGCCUCAAAAACGGAAUACAAUUUGUGUUGCAGAGAGUGUCGAUAUCGCUUAAUUGUUAGAAUCUCGUAUCGUGGCCGAUGGACUCUAUUUCAGCCUUGUUCUCCACUCCGGAAACUUAAGGUUAUUAGAGACCUAACUCGUAAAAACUGUUGCAUUUUUUAAACAAAUGAUUGGUGCUGUUCGGAUAACAAAAACUAUAAACUGUGAAAACCCCCAUCCACUGAAGGCCCUCCAGCAAAAAAAGUUGUUGAUGAAAUGCAGUGGAACCCCGCCAUUUCGCUUGAUACGAACACCCGUAUAAAACGAAUGGUUCGUUUGUACAGACAAAAAGUUCAGACAUUUUAGCGCUCAUAAGUUAACCUGGUUAAUACGGAAAACGAAUACUUCUCUGUGUCCCGAGUCACAAACUGUCAUAUAAUAAUUAUCGUAAACUCCCCCAGGAGAAGCUUUAUACGGGGAAACUCAGCCCUGAGGUCUAACUCCUUACCUUUUACGUUUAGCGUAUCAUUUUUGCACAAAAGGUACUCCUUUCGUAUACCAUUCCAUUCAUCUCUAAUAGUUGAGGGUUCGAGUGGCUUGUUGCAGGCAUUUUAUUCCCAGAGGGUACUCAACGAAGUUUUUUACGGGGAGGCCCUUCCCCGAUUUCCAUUUCCUUACCUUUCCACAUACCAUUUUUGCCAGAAAAGGUUCUCCUGUCGUAUACCAAACCAUCCCUCUUUGCGGUUGACGGGUGUAGUGGCUUGUUGCAGGCAUUUUAAAAUGAGCUCAGACCAUACAAGGGUCAAUGGGAAGAAAGACUGCGUUAUCAAGAUCAAACUUGUCACGCUAAAAAUCGUAAAUAAAAUUUAAAAAAUCGUAAAAUAAAAUCGUAAAAUCGUAUUGACCCCCAGAAAUCUGUAAUUAUUUGAAUUGUAAUUCAUUGUAUGCAGUUAGUAAAUGAUUGUGACAAGGAAAUAGGAAGUGCGCAGCAAGGUAUAGCCAGUGGUCACCAGUGUCCAUAAAGCGUUAUUGACGACAUGAGAUUUUCUGACUUGGGAACACACAAAAGUGUCCGUUUUCCGUAUUAACCGUUGUCCGUAUUAAACGGGUUGGAGAAAAUACGUGAGCAUCAAUAAACAUGCAAAACUACUGAAUAUCUGUGUAACAUGUUCUGAGUAGUUGUCAAAAACAACUAAUCCAAGUUUUAUAGGUAGCUCGCGGGUAAAAUAGGGGUCCUUUGACUUCAGAUGAGAAAAACAUCAUGCGCACCAUUUUCGCGGUUUUUCGGUCGCCCCUUUCCCCUUCCUUCUGAACAUCUGCUACGCUGUUUAGCCAUCUUCGAUGUCCGAAUUUAAUUCCUACUGAACACUUUAUUCAAAUACACUUUAUUAAAGUUAGUUGAAGAGCAGCGCAGCUUGGUAUCAUCAUAAAGCAAAAAUGAAUAUCAACCUGUGCUGGAGAUGAAAUUAUAUCAGUCUAAAGUACAUUAUCGUGUACUAACUCCCACUAACAUAUGGGGAACCUGAAGAAUUUAGAUUUGACUGAGACUCUACUGAAUUCAAUUCAUUUAUUUUUGUAAAAGCUGGAAAAAUUAAAAUGAGAUUUCAUUUUGUUCAGGUUCAACGUGACUCAAUUGGUAACGCUCCUCCUUGACUCCAAACUAGUUUCAGUUCUCUGUCACUUUGGAAAUUUCGGAUGCGGAGAUGGAGGAUGGACACCGGUCAUGAAGAUGGACGGCAACAAGGUAAUACAUUUGUGUACGUUUUCCCUUAGUUUGGCGACGAGAGUGGAAAAAAUGUGUUUUAAAUAAUUAAAUACAGGUUUGCCUCUGUCGGCGGUAAUUUUCAAUUAUCCUAGCUUGCGAAUACAGCCGUUUCUCCCUGCUCCUCAUCGCUAGGAACGUUUCAUCAGGAGGAAAGUCUGCACUUCAGCGACAGAGAUUCCAUACUAAUGACGUAAAAUUGCAAAUUUUCUGGGGGAGUAUAAACCCAGACUCCGAGUUUGAAGCGCCUUGGGCGCUCUAACUUUUCUUCUCGUGCGUGCAUGCUAAGUCCCUGGAUCUGAAAGAUUUGAGUAUUAAGAACACCUUUAAGCUUCUGGAAUAUCUCGGUCAGUACCAGAGGUCAUCCGCCCUUUCUGUCAGACGAUGUCAAGGUUUUCAUCAAAACACAGAAGCCUGUGGUCUCUGUACUUGCCAAUACGCGAGAGUUAAAGAUAAUUAUUUUCAAUUCGGCCUUCAUUUCAAUCGCAUCAAUGAUUAAAGAGUGCAGUAUUUGUUUACUUUGUAUUCUAUCGGUGACCAUUCAACGCCAUUUCGCCAGCUGUGGCUAAUUUCAUUUUAUAAAGCUGGAGAAGCAAGGACGUUGCUUAUGUUUUUUUUAUUGUAAUGGAUCUUUCAUUGCAAAAUCUUUUUUUCUUCUUCUCCGGUAAGGAUGUUGUCUUUAGAAGGAAAAAGAAACCUUAAUUUUAACUUUUCUUUUUAAAGGACAUAUUUCCUAUUUCUUCCCCCUUUCUACCAUAGCAAACAUUUUAUUACGAAACAGCCUUUUGGAGCAACAAAGAAACCUUUAACCUUGACGGAGGGAAGACUGGGUUUGACUCACAAGAGACUAAACUGCCCUCCUACUGGAACACAUCCUUCUCCAAGAUCUGCCUCGGUAUGAAGAUCAACAACCAGAUCAGGUUUAUUGUCAUCAACAAGCAGGCGAACUCCUUGUACUCUCUGAUCGCUGAUGGGCAAUACCGCUACACCUCAUUGGGUCGUGACACGUGGAAGUCACUGAUUGGUUCUGAGGCCUCCUUGCAGCUCAACUGUAACAAGGAAGGAUUUAAUGCAGCUGUUAGUGAUAGUCCUGAUUAUUCCAAAGCAAGAAUCGGUAUCAUUGGUAACUACGAAAACGAUUGCAGAACUUGUGACUCUAGAAUUGGAUUUGGUACUGGAGGAUAUCCUGAUAAUAACAGCUCAUGUGGAAACGAGGCUAAACAUUUUCCAGAUAAUGCCGAAAAGCAUAUUAAGACAAUGGGAUAUAUUUUGGUGCAGUAA
Molecule: messenger RNA, 4901 nt
Organism: Porites lobata
Lineage: Eukaryota; Metazoa; Cnidaria; Anthozoa; Scleractinia; Poritidae
Source: the annotation of a GenBank genome assembly